Messenger RNA from Siniperca chuatsi (mandarin fish), 4775 nucleotides. RefSeq lists its product as uncharacterized. Gene Ontology annotation, cellular component: extracellular region. The coding region runs from base 773 to 1222 and encodes 149 amino acids. The transcript has 4 exons. Gene Ontology annotation, biological process: regulation of vasoconstriction; regulation of systemic arterial blood pressure by endothelin; vein smooth muscle contraction. Gene Ontology annotation, molecular function: endothelin B receptor binding; hormone activity. Lineage: Eukaryota; Metazoa; Chordata; Actinopteri; Centrarchiformes; Sinipercidae. The record is from RefSeq and is a predicted model, not a curated record.
GGAUAGCAUUCAUACACUUGUUGCCUCAAACGCAGACGGAUAAAGACACGUAUAGACAGGGCUGUUCUACAUUGUGGUGGACUGCAAGGAGAUCCCCAGAGGGAAGAUGGAGAGAUUUAAGAUUACAAGGAGAAGAGACAAAGCAGAGAGACACUCAUUGACACGGAGCCAACAUGAAUGAGACCACAGUGAGAAAGAGAACAAGCAGGAGAGCAUGACACAGGUCAGCGGCAGGCGGAGGAGGCUGUGAUUAAUGACGUUCAAAACUGUGGAGGUGUCUCGCUGCAGAUCCAGCCUCCCCUGUGUAUCCUCCUCCUCCUCCUCUUUUCUCUCCUGCAGUUCACUUCUCUACAUCUCUUAUGACACAACUUAAUACAGCUGUGCUCCCAACCGGUCACAUUAUUCUCCCUCUGCCUGGAAACAACUGUGCAGCCGCAGAGCUCCUCAGGAUAGAGCUCAACACCCUGAGCCAGCGUUACUUUAGCACUGCACCUGGGUGGCAGCUGUGGCAGCUUUCAGCUCUUACCUGACUGAAUCAAGAGGACAUUUCUCAGCUUUUUCUUUUUUCGAGUGUUGACUGGGAACCUUCAUAAGCUCAGGUGUGUGAUUCUGCAGGACCCCCUUUCUGUGCCUCGUGAAUGAUAGAUGUUGUAAAUAUCCUUGGGCUCCUCUCAGCUGUUUUUUAUUACUGGGCGUUGCUGUGAGGAAUUUUACGUGAAGACUGAGGUGCUUUCGGCAGAUUUCUCACCUGGACGCUGAGGAGGCAAGCAGGAUGGACUUCCUUUACUUUUGGCUUCUCACCACGACUCUGAUGUUGACCCAUCAGCAUCAAGCCUCUACCUUCUCUGUCACGAGCCCCACAACGGAGGAGGGCCCCCUGGAGCAGCUCCCCCACACGGCCCACCGGCGAGAGAAACGCUGCUCCUGCGAGAACCAGAAGGACAAGGAGUGUAUUUUUUUCUGCCACAUUGGCAUCGUCUGGGUCAACACCCCGAGCCACGUGGUUCCUUACGGGUUUGGUUCAGUCCGCCUCAGGAGGGAGCUCGGCCGCUGCCUCUGCACAGACAAACAGGACGCCGAGUGUUUGAGCUUCUGCUCCGUCCAGAGGCAAGCAGAAGGGGAAAAUGCUGAGGUGAAGACAGAGACUGACAAACGAUUGAAGAGUAACAGAGCUGCAUUCUGGGAAAAAAGGAGCCGACACACACUCAAACACCAGACCUGAGAGAGAGGAGAAACUACACCAACGGAGGUCCUUUAUGCAUCAGAAAUAACCACAAUGGACCCUUUAGUUCGUCUCUCUGCCCUGAUGACAGUUUGGACAUGUACAGUGUGUGUGUAUUAUGUAAAUGUAAUGAUGGUGAAGUAUUAGGAUAGGAGUGCUGACUACUGACAAGCUCAUCUUUUUGACAUUUGGCUGAUGACACACAGGGAGGGAGUUGAACCUGUGACCUUUCUGUUACUGGAUGAUCUCAGCUGAUUUGUAAUACUGAGGGGCGGAAAACAUUUCAGUUUAGGCUGCUACCAGAAAUUACACAGCUUUGGGAAGAAAGGCCCAGAAAUGUACAACUUAUUGGUUUUUAAAGGUCCAGCGUGGAGGAUUUAGUGGCCUCUAGUGGUGAAAUUGCAGUUUGCAACCAUUUGAAUCCGGCUCGCCUCGCCCUCCCCUUCCAAGUGUGUAGGAGAAACUACGGUGGCCACGAAAAAAAAAAACCCCUAACGGCCCUAUCUAGAGCCAGGGUUUGGUUUGUCCGUUCUGGGCUCCUGUAGAAACGUGGCGGUGCAACAUGGCGGCCUCCGUGGAAAGAGACCCGCUCCCUCUGGAGAUAUAGACGGCUCAUUCUAAGGUAACGAAAACACAACGCUUCUUAUUUUCAGGUGAUUGUACACUAAUGAAAACACACUUCUGAAUAUUAUAUUCCAUGUCUGCUAAUAGCUCCUCCUAAAUGUGACACACUGGACCUUUUAAUUCCAAAUUCUUCCUGUAAAGUGUCGGUGCAGUCAAACACAGCUCUGUUGUUGUGGGCGGAAAACCUCACAUCUCCAGCCUUGUUUUUACACACAUUUACAUUUGUCUGCGUUAGUUUUAUGGGUUUUUAUGAAGACCGGUGAUAUAUAGAUCAUACGGAGGGCCAUUUACAUAGAAAGUAUUUGCAUGGACACUUUUAUUUCUCUGUGUUCACGUACAGUCAUCUGACGUAAUAUUUAAGAGAGGGCCGUCAAAAACAUUUGAAGAAUGAAGUGAUUUUGAGCAAAAAGCCAUAAUAUGAAAACAAAGUUCUAAUUUUAUAAGAAAAGGUCAUAAUACUGUAAUAUGAGUUAAAGCUGUAAUUUUAGGAGAAAAUAAAAUUACAAUAAGUCGUACUUUUCAAGAAAAAGUCGUAAUCUGAUAUGAGAAUAAAGUCGUGGGAACAGAUAUAUUUGGAGAGCAGUGACGUAUGUUGUGACUGGGGAACACUGGAUUAUGUGGACACUAUCACAGUUACUGACUCUAAACUAACUGUAGUUUUUCUCAAAGUAUGAAUAAACAUUUUUGUCAAGUUAUGACUUUAUCUUGAAAUAGGACUUUUUCAUGUAAAAUUACAACUUUAUUCUCAAAUUAUUACAAUUAUUUUAUAAAAUUACAGCUUUAUCUUGAAAUGGUACAACUUUUUCUAGUCUGACUUUAUUAUUGAACUAUUAGAUUUUCUUGUAUAUUUUCAACUUUAUUCUUGAGAUGUUACAACUUGUAAUAUUAUGAUUUUUUGUUCUCAAAACAGUAAAAUUUCUCUUAAAACAUAAAAUAUUUAGACUUUAUUUUCAAAAUCUCAGCAGCGGCCUGUCAUCACCUUCUAGAUUUGACUUUUUGACAAAGAAUAAGCUAUUACAAACAUUGUGUGAUUUUAGAGGUUUCUUGCAGUGAACUCUGAAAUCAUAGUUCCUGCAACUGUGCAUAGACAACAGGACAACAUUUUUAAAAGCUAUGAAAUGUUCACUGUAAUGGAUCCUCAGUAGGUUUCAUGUCUCUGCAAACUUUCCAGUGUCCUGAAGUGAAAGUAGGAACAUGUGGCUGAACAUGUGGCAGCAGCUGUAGUAGCUUUAGAAAAUGGUCCCAAAGCAUAACUUGAAGAAUAAGUUAUGAACAGUGAGCUAAAACAUGUCAAACCAACCGUACGGUGCUUAGGUUUUGUUAAAUAUUAUGUCACAUUUGAACUGGAGUUAUGAGGUUUUCCCAUAACAAGAGUGUCCUGUAGCUGUCGGUCAGUCGUCCUGUUCUCACAGCUUUAGAAAUCUUUGUCUGAAUGUGAAUGGUAAUGUCUCAGUUUUACAGUUUGUGUAAACAACACAAAACAUGUUGUUGUUGUUUUGGAGAAUCUUUUUAUUUUCACAAGAAUGCAUGCAGUUUAAUUAUUGUGCUAAGUCUCCAGCAGAGUUGUUCUUUUAUGCCUUAUUGAUAACUUUAGUUAUUCCUCCAACAUGUCAAAGUAUCCCUGAAAAUGACACAAAGAGAUGUUGGACUGUAAAACAAAUAUUUAUUUACCCUACACUGAAGUAUACUCACAAUGUGUAACCUCCCUCUGCGCAUGUGGAAUAUAACCAAAAUAACGUUUAAAUACAUCAGCCUCUCAACAGAACUGUAAGUACUUUAAGUGCCAUCAGCGUCUCCUCAGUAGUAUAACUCAGUCUGUCAUUAGAGGCAGGAGUGGCGGGUUGGUGACUUGACCUUUUGCUGGAAGUGACGGGACUGCUGACUCUGAUCCGAGGCGCUGUGCCCAUGUAACCCCUUUACGCCCGUCAGAAAACCACAACACGCUCGGCUCUCUCUCACUUUUUCUCACUGUAGUUCCUUCAGGCCAAAAAAAGAACAGGUAAGAAUGUAAUGAACUGUGAGGCCUCGGGACAGUUUGAAACGUGAUUACAGAAACAGCUCAUGUUAAGUGCUGCCUUCUAGGACUGAUGAUACAGAAACUGAGGUUUUCUGUCCCUAUUUUAAUCUUUCUACCUGUACUUCACAGUAAACUUAAACUUUAAACAAAGAUAAAACAAGGAUUCAUUUGUUAGUAUUAAACAUUGCUGGGAAAUUCAUGUAUUAUGCAUCUCUAAAGACGCUUCUUCACGUACAAGUCCUUCAACAUGGACUCUUACUGAAAGAUUAGUGCCCCUUGUGGAUGAAAGUGGAAGUUUACUGAGCUUAAUAAAAAACACCUACAGUUCAUAUUUUGUGAAAUAGCAAGUGACAUAAUCUAGAAAUGAAAAUCUACAACUAAGUGCAAAGAAAACUUUAUUAGGACGCUACGGAGACCGCCCGGGGUCACAUGGUAGAAAAAAAUAAUGAUUUGGAAAUCAGUUUAGCAACAAAUGCUAACAGAUUGCUAAACUGAGCACGUGGUUUAGGGGGGCAUAUAAAUAAUAAUAAUAAUUCAGCAGUUUUUAAGUAACGUAAUGGACCAUUUAACUGUCACACCAGCGACAUGAAAGCACAGACUGAUAACUGGUGUGAGUCACAGCACGUUAGCCACUGUACAAUUCCUCUUUGAUUGUCAAAGCACAAGUUAUCUCAAAACUCGUCUCCUAAUCUAAAUUUUAUCCUCACAUUCAAAACAUUUAGCAUGUCCCGAUCAAGAUAUUUGGUGUCUGCGAUAACAAGGCCAAACCAGAUUCAGUGUGUCUUCAGCGGGACAGAGAUGGGGAUGUUGACAAAAGGCUUUGAACCUGGACUGUUGGCUGAAAAAUUGCCUCUUUUUUUAAUAAUAUAUGUUUCUGAGGCCUUGUUUCAUCAGACUGGGUUAUUUUAAAGU